AUCGCCAAAUCGCCAUUAACUCUGAUCAUUGUCAAAUUUUAUCUCCGAUAUCCAUGGUGAUUUUGAUUUGGAGCCAUUUGGAUUUAGUUCUCAACCAAGUUUGGUCCAUAUGGAAUUAAGCAACUGAAGAACGUUAACGUACAGUCUUUCAACCUGUUUGUUGACCAUUUGUCCAAAUCGGUGGUUUAUCGUCUCUCAGGUGAGCAUUAUUUUCUCAUUGAUUUUGUCAUUUGGAAUUUGCGGUUUCUUUGGAAUGUCAUAGCAGGUAAUUCUUGUAGUUCAACUUGGUACCUGUUUAUCAAGUUUUGUUCUACUGGUUGUGGAUUGUGAGUUGUGACCGACCUCUUGAAUCCCUGGUUCUGUUUUGGCAGUGUCUUGGAUUCUAUUAGUGCCUGGGCACUCUUUGUGGUGUUCUGCACAACCAUUUGGGAUUAUCGUCUUCUUUAUUUCUUUAGUUAAUUUCUUGCAUAAUUUUCUUGGUAUUUGAUGCUUUAAUUUCAGUAUCUCAACUUUUUCAUUUGAAGGGAUCAAAUUGUGUUUCUGGGGUAUCUCAUUUCUCUGCCGUCAGGCUAUAUGUUCUCUAUUGUUUUGUAGUUUGUACGACUAGUUCAUGAAUUUCAUCAGAUUUUGUAGAUGUGUCUGUCGUAGCAUGGCCUUUGUUCCACACUUCCACGUUUAGAAGGAGUGCUAUAAGCUCUAUUAUUUAAUGAUACAUGAUCAAAUUGUGGUUCUUGACAUUGAAUUCUCAUUUAUAUAUUUUAUGGUUACUAUUUGAUUUAGUUUUUUUCUUGCUCCACUGAUUCUAAUGAUUCUUUGUGUUUAUUUUCAUGUUGCUUUGGUUCGUUCUGUGCUUGGAGUAUCUUGUGGGCUGCGGAAGCCAAAGCAGUUAGAUUGCUACGAGUGUUUUGGGAUAAGAUCGAUUACCUGUCCAUGGUUGCAUUUCAAAUUAGAGGCAGUUCUACUUGAAGACAGUUAGUUGCGCUCUGCUUUUGACGGUUAUUCAUGCAAGUUCCAAACUCUUUUGGAUAAAUCCAAAUGUGUUUGGUAUCUUAAUUCACCUUUUUAGAUUUUUUAGGAGAGGGAUGUAUUUACUGUAGCUGCUCAUGGAGAUGGAGAUGGAGAUGGAGAUGAGAGCCGAAGAGGAGAUAGAACUAGGACAAGACUUAACCCCAUCACUCCCUCCUCUCUCUUUCGCUCUCCAUGACUCCCUUCUCUCCUCUCACUGCUCUUCCUGCUUCUCUCCCCUCCCUCCUCUCCAUACCCCUCCCUUUCCCAACAAUUCCCACCAUGUCCACUACUGCUCCCCACGCUGCUCCGCCUCCGAUUCUCCCCUCCACCUCUCCAGCGCCGAGCCUCGCCUUCUCCGCCUCCUCCAUUCCCACCCCUCCACCUACCCCCACGGCGACUCCUCCGACCUCCGCGCCGCCCUCCGCCUCCUCCACUCCCUUCCCGCCACCUCUCCCCCCGCUCCAACCCGCAUCUCCGGCCUCCUGACCAACCGCCCCAAACUCAUUGACCACGACGAUGACCUCAGCAUUCGCGACGGCGCCAGGGCUAUGUUUCUCGCCAGGACAAUGCGGGACGCUCAGGACGACGACGCCGAUUUGGAGGAGGCUGUGCUGUGCCUGGUCCUGACCAACGCCGUCGAGGUCCAGGAUAACACCGGCCGCACCCUCGGAAUUGCAGUGUACGAUUCCUGCUUCUCUUGGAUCAACCACAGCUGUUCUCCCAAUGCCUGCUACCGCUUUCUGCUGUCCUCGCCGUCCCCGCCGCAGUGCGCCGAGACGCCGCUGCGUAUUGUCCCCGCCGGCCAAAUUGAGAGUGGUGUUUGUAGCAAGAAUUUGUUAACAAAAGAAUGCGGGAAAUAUGGUCCAAGAGUGAUAGUUAGGAGCAUCAAGAGAAUCAAUAGGGGAGACGAAGUCACUAUUACAUACACUGACUUGUUGCAACCAAAGGCUAUGAGGCAGUCUGAAUUAUGGUCAAGGUAUCGGUUUGUGUGCUCAUGUAAGAGAUGUAGUGCAUCACCCCUAACUUAUGUCGACUGUGCUUUGGAGGAUAUCUAUGCAGUCAAUUUCAACUCUUCCAGAUUGAGUUCAGAUAUUAUCUUCAAUAGAGACAAGGUACUCACACAAGGUCUUUCUGAUAACCAGCAAGAGGGAAAUGAAGAAAAAUCAGAGUUAACUUACUGGUUGAACCCAUUGCAUCACCUCUCUCUAAAUGCGUACCCCACAUUGGCUUCAGUGACAAGCGCAGCAUACUCAUUGUUGCUCGCAGGCGCAACUCACCAUCUCUUUAACUCUGAAUCUUCCCUAGUUGUAAAUGUUGCACAUUUCUGGACGAUCGCUGGGGAUUCCUUGCUAAAUCUUGCUAAGAGCUCACUCUGGAGUGAGAUAAACAGAUGGGAUUUGCCUGUGUCAGACCACUUGGAACUAUACCGUAUUGCAAAAUACAAAUGUCCAAAGUGCUCAUUGAUGGAUAAAUUCGAAACUUAUUCAUUUCAUGAUCCAGUGAAGCAUGCAGAUUUUGAACAUGCAUCGAGGGAGUUUCUUGAUUGUGUCACUAACUUAACACAAAAAGUUUGGUAUUUUCUGGUUCAAGGUUGCCGCUAUCUGGGACUUUGUAAGAAUCCUAUAGAUUUUUGCUGGCUUGACACUUCAAAAUAUUCAAGUGAAUGUGAAGUUCUUACUCAGUCUACUGGUACUAACUGUGGGAAUAAAAGAAGUUUUUCUGGAAGUGAAGCAGAGGAAGACACCAACCAGUUAAGGAUGUAUAUUUUAUAUCUCGGUGUCCAUUGCUUACUAUAUGGAGAAUUUCUUGCGAGCAUAUGUUAUGGUAGGUAUUCCCAUUUGACUUGUUAUGUUCAUAACAUUUUAGAUCGUGAAGAGAAAUCAUCAAAUCCUUGUCAUUGACUGCACAUUGAGUUUGAGAAAAUGUUAAUUUAUA
Molecule: messenger RNA, 2943 nt
Organism: Rosa rugosa (rugosa rose)
Lineage: Eukaryota; Viridiplantae; Streptophyta; Magnoliopsida; Rosales; Rosaceae
Product: protein SET DOMAIN GROUP 41-like
Exons: 8
Coding region: 1104-2909 (601 amino acids)
Molecular function (GO): protein binding
Source: RefSeq, a predicted model, not a curated record